AUGGGCAAAUCAUGGGUUCCUCGUAUUCUGCGACCGGACUUCACCUGGCCUCGAUCCAUACGAGCCAUAUCCGAGGAGACUCCUGCUGUCCCCAAGGUCACGCAUCCCCUUGUCCGACGAUUCUGGGGCCUUGUCCAUCGACAACUUCUUCACUUCUCCUACGUCUAUGCCUCCUGGUUCGGCCUUAAACAUCUAGGUUAUAAAUCCACCUACGAGCUCCCUUUUGGCCUGAUCUUGAAAUGGGCACCACAUGUGCGCAUCGAAGAGGUCAUCGCCACGCAGUGGGUCCUGUGUUACGGAGAAACCCCAGGACAUGAGUCACCAGUCUCGAUCCUCAUGACCCGUCUGCCAGGCAAGCCUCCGUCAAAAAUGCCCCGAAGCUUCGACCCCGAGCUCGAGGUCCCCUGGGUGGAUGAACUGGCCCGCAGCUUGAAGGUGAUGCGUACAUGGCGGCCCAAUGGUUGGUCCAACGAAUCGCGCAUCUGUUCCGUGAUGGGCACCCGGAUCCAGGGCGCUCGGAUUCCACUCAACAAGAUGGGCCCUUUUGAGACCGAAAGGGAACUUCACGACUAUCUCUUGAGCGCCUGCUCAAGCCACGGCUUCGAGUCGAGGGCAGAUUACGACCGGACGGUGGUCGAAGCCAGGAAAAUCCUCACCACCCUUCCGCAUCGGAUUUGCUUUACUCAUGGCGAUCUCCACUCCCUUAACAUUCUGAUCGACGAGCACGGCAGCUUAUCAGGGUUUCUGGACUGGGACAGCGCGGGGUGGUAUCCCGAGUACUGGGAGUUUACGACCAUCAUGAGGCGGGGUCGGGGUUCUUGGUGGUGGCAAGUUCUUUCUUUUCUCGGCGGAAACGAGUAUCUGGAGGAAAUGGAGUGCGACAGAGCCUUGGAUAGGCUGACGGUGGACUCCUACUCGUGA
Messenger RNA from Cladophialophora immunda, 921 nucleotides. RefSeq lists its product as uncharacterized. The coding region runs from base 1 to 921 and encodes 306 amino acids. The record is from RefSeq and is a predicted model, not a curated record. Lineage: Eukaryota; Fungi; Ascomycota; Eurotiomycetes; Chaetothyriales; Herpotrichiellaceae. The transcript is spliced from 2 exons.